GCGGGCCCCAGCAGCCAAGGCACCUCAGGCUUCUCCUCAGCAGCCCUCUCUCUCUCGCUCUGUGCUCCUGCUCUGUGCUCCUGCCUGCCACCCACUGCCACCACCAUGACCACCACCAUCCGCCAGUUCACGUCCUCCAGCUCCAUCAAGGGCUCCUCCUCGGGUCUGGGGGGCGGUUCGUCCCGCACCUCCUGCCGCCUGUCUAGCGGCCUGGGUGCCGGCUCCUGCAGGCUGGGCUCGGCCGGCGGCCUGGGCAGCGCCCUGGGCAGUGCCCUGGGGAGCGGCAGCUACUCCAGCUGCUACAGCUUUGGCUCUGGCGGCGGCGGCAGCUAUGGCAGUAGCUUCGGGGGCGUCGACGGGCUGCUGGCGGGCGGCGAGAAGGCCACCAUGCAGAACCUCAACGACCGCCUGGCCUCCUACCUGGACAAGGUGCGCGCCCUGGAGGAGGCCAACACGGAGCUGGAGGUCAAGAUCCGCGACUGGUACCAGAAGCAGGCCCCGGGGCCCGCCCGCGACUACAGUCACUACUACCACACCAUCGAGGACCUGAAGAGCAAGAUCCUCACGGCCACGGUGGACAACGCCAGCAUCCUGCUGCAGAUCGACAACGCCCGUCUGGCUGCCGACGACUUUCGUACCAAGUUUGAGACGGAGCAGGCCCUGCGGGUGAGCGUGGAGGCGGACAUCAACGGCCUGCGCCGGGUGCUGGACGAGCUGACCCUGGCCCGGGCCGACCUGGAGAUGCAGAUUGAGAACCUGAAGGAGGAGCUGGCCUACCUGAGGAAGAACCACGAGGAGGAGAUGAACUCCCUGCGAGGCCAGGUGGGAGGCGAGAUCAACGUGGAGAUGGAUGCCGCCCCGGGCGUGGACCUGAGCCGCAUCCUGUCCGAGAUGCGCGACCAGUACGAGAAGAUGGCGGAGAAGAACCGCAAGGACGCCGAGGACUGGUUCUUCAGCAAGACCGAGGAGCUGAACCGCGAGGUGGCCACCAACACGGAGCUGGUGCAGAGCAGCAAGAGCGAGAUCUCCGAGCUCCGACGCACUGUACAGGCCCUGGAGAUCGAGCUGCAGUCCCAGCUCAGCAUGAAAGCAUCCCUGGAGGGCAGCCUGGCGGAGACGGAGAACCGCUACUGCGUGCAGCUGUCCCAGAUCCAGGGGCUGAUCGGCAGCGUGGAGGAGCAGCUGGCCCAGCUGCGCUGCGACAUGGAGCAGCAGAACCAGGACUACAAGAUCCUGCUGGACGUGAAGACGCGGCUGGAGCAGGAGAUCACCACCUACCGCCGCCUGCUGGAGGGCGAGGACGCCCACCUGACUCAGUACAAGCCCAAAGAACCCGUGACCACCCGCCAGGUGCGCACCAUUGUGGAAGAGGUGCAGGACGGCAAGGUCAUCUCCUCCCGAGAGCAGGUCCACCAGACCACCCGCUGAGGACACUGCUCCCUGUCCCCUGCCCCCAGGGCCCUCAUCAGCCCUGCAGCCUCGACCUCCCCAGCCUGAGCCCCCUGGCUCCCCGUACCUUCCCCACGCCCCUGCCUGACCAAUAAAGCUUGUUAACUCAGA
This is a messenger RNA of Pipistrellus kuhlii (Kuhl's pipistrelle), 1560 nucleotides long. RefSeq names its product keratin 17 (gene KRT17). The transcript is spliced from 8 exons. Gene Ontology annotation, cellular component: keratin filament. Gene Ontology annotation, molecular function: structural molecule activity. The coding region runs from base 106 to 1428 and encodes 440 amino acids. NCBI's taxonomy places the organism in Eukaryota, Metazoa, Chordata, Mammalia, Chiroptera, Vespertilionidae. The record is from RefSeq and is a predicted model, not a curated record.